Trypanosoma grayi is the source of this 1053-nucleotide messenger RNA. RefSeq lists its product as hypothetical. The coding region runs from base 1 to 1053 and encodes 350 amino acids. The record is from RefSeq and is a predicted model, not a curated record. Gene Ontology annotation, molecular function: protein binding; phospholipid binding. Gene Ontology annotation, biological process: maintenance of protein location in cell cortex. Lineage: Eukaryota; Euglenozoa; Kinetoplastea; Trypanosomatida; Trypanosomatidae. The transcript has a single exon. Gene Ontology annotation, cellular component: cell cortex.
AUGAUGGUGGUGGACGUGGAGGCGGAUCGUGCGAGCAUGUCGACGAGCGGGGCGCCACGACAAAACGUCCUGAGCGGCGACACGCAGCGGCCGCGCGUGGCUUACUCUGCUCAAGACUCUCGUGAACCCUCAGCCCGUAUUGGCCAGCCAAGCUUGCGGAGCACAAGGCUGGAAGAUAGCGCCCCGCAAGAUAGACCGACGCGUAAUGGCAGUGGUAGAGAGAGUGGAGAGUCGACGAGGCGACCGAUGAGCCCUCCGCCGGAAGGUCAACAACAGCAACAACGACACCAACAACAAAAGAAGCAACAGUUUGUUGUGCAAAGUGCUUUUACACAGAGAAAUCCGUUCCGCCGCCAAACCUUUGAGAACUUCUGUUGCUCCCCGGAUUAUCGUGUGCCGCCUGGUUUCUCUAUUUACCAGGACGAUUCGAACGUAUGGAAAGGUUACCAACGCGCCUCAGAGAGUGGGAUCUGCGGCCAACGCGCCUCAGAAGACUCCUCAGGGGGCCAUCAAAGCCUAUCUUCCGUGUAUCUUGCUGCUGGCCCCGCACUUGGGGUGCUACAGAGAGGUGAUUGGUUUCUCAAGUGGACACGGCAGGGGAAGGUGCAUGAGCGGUACGUCUGGCUUGAUGCAGAGCGCGGUACGCUGGUUUGGGGCCCAGGUCCUCGUCCGUCUCUAAUGCUUUUCUCGCAGCUCAAGCUCAGUCGCGUAAUGGACCUUCGCCCGGAUUGCCUGUUCGAUCAGGCGACGCAGCGCACUUUUUACCGCCUCUUCUUCGUGACCGAGGAACGCACCAUUGUGUUCGCCACGGAGGUGCGUGACAAAUUCGACGCCUGGUUCGAUGUGUUGAUCAAGAUCACGUCUGCCAGCGGCGCUCCGCAGCUGUGGGGAGAACUGUGGGGCACCUCAGGCGCCGAAGUGGCGCAGAAGGAGUGGUCUUCGCGCUUUAGUCCGCUGCACGCCGUCCUGCAUGGCUACGGGGCGGCGGCGGGGCCCAUGGCGAAUGCCACUGCGCUUGGUGGGGCCCGUGGGCGAGUGCUGCCCAGCGAUUAG